Hirsutella rhossiliensis is the source of this 357-nucleotide messenger RNA. RefSeq names its product autophagy protein atg8 ubiquitin like domain-containing protein. Gene Ontology annotation, biological process: macroautophagy; cellular response to nitrogen starvation. The coding region runs from base 1 to 357 and encodes 118 amino acids. The record is from RefSeq and is a predicted model, not a curated record. Lineage: Eukaryota; Fungi; Ascomycota; Sordariomycetes; Hypocreales; Ophiocordycipitaceae. Gene Ontology annotation, molecular function: phosphatidylethanolamine binding. Gene Ontology annotation, cellular component: fungal-type vacuole membrane; autophagosome; cytosol. The transcript is spliced from 3 exons.
AUGCGCAGCAAGUUCAAGGACGAGCAUCCCUUUGAGAAGCGCAAGGCCGAGGCCGAGCGCAUCCGCCAGAAGUAUGCCGAUCGCAUCCCGGUCAUCUGCGAAAAGGUCGAGAAAAGCGACAUCGCCACCAUCGACAAGAAAAAGUAUCUGGUCCCAUCCGACCUGACCGUCGGCCAGUUCGUCUACGUCAUCCGCAAGAGGAUUAAGCUCUCCCCCGAAAAGGCCAUAUUCAUCUUUGUCGAUGAGGUCUUGCCUCCCACUGCUGCUCUCAUGAGCAGCAUCUACGAGGAGCACAAGGAUGAGGACGGGUUCCUGUACAUCACCUACUCUGGGGAGAACACCUUUGGUAGCGCUUGA